AUGUCAGAAUAUAUCGAGCUGCGACCAACAUCAUCUUCAAAAAAAGAAAUGUUUACAAUGGAGGAUUUGCGAUUGUAUCUUUAUGGAAGGAAAGAUGUUCAGCUCAUUGAUACGACAAAACUAAAGAAGGAAGGAAUCAAGCAUCUCGAGAUAGACAAACAACCAAAAGAAAAUUUUUGGUGCGAUAUAUGCAACGAACGUCCUGAAGAAUGCCCCAUGCAUGCACCGUUACACUCACUGCGCAAACUCGUCAGCCGAAGUCAUACGGAUUCGACAACUACAAUUGACUACAGCUCCAUUUUAAAGUUCCCGGAUGAGGUCGGUCUGUGCACAUCAAGCAUUCCUGGAAUUGAGUAUGGUGUCUGUGCAAAGAUCGAGAUAAUUUCUGGAACAUGGAUAGGUCCAUACGAAGGAAGACUUGUACGACCAGAAGAAAUCAAAGAUGAAAUCGAUACAGAGUAUAUGUGGGAGAUAUUUCACGAUGGGCAAGUAAGUCACUAUCUUGAUGCACGUGAUCAUUCCAACUCGAGCUGGAUGCGCUUCAUACGCUGUGCACGUGAUAGUUAUGAGCAGAACAUGGUGAUAUUUCAAUAUCAUGGGUGUAUCUACUACAGAACCAUAAAAGACGUAAGAAUUGGAGAAGAACUUCUUGUCUGGUAUGACAGUAAAUAUUCCAUGAUAUUUGGGAUACCAGUGGCAUUAAAUGAAACCGGAAGUAAAGGAGUAAAUCCACCAAAGGGAAUUGUGACACACGAUAGAAGUUACCACAAACGCCGCCAUUCUGACCAUGGUAGUUGUCAUAUGACCAAAAGAAAAUGGACAAACACCGAAAACAAUAUGUAUAGUACACAGAUGGAUAAAGGAGGUAUCGGAGUGAACAUGGUACACACAGGUGAACACAGAAAUAGAGAAGGUAGCGAAGAGAAUAUACACGAAACACAAAUUGUUAAUUCCUUAAAUGAAAAAAGUAAAGCUACGAGUUCAAUGAAGAAUGAAGUUUGCAGUACAUUGGUGAAAGAAGAAUUACCUACAACUACAUCGGAAGAAACACCAAGCUUAGCAUUUAAAUAUAGAAAUUCAAUGUAUCACAGGGGACGUUGGUAUUCAUUGCCAUCAAAAGAAGGAUUGUAUAAAGGAUAUAAAUACUGUCCAAAAAGCAUCAAAGGUUACAAAAAUCACCAAGAACUUUCAUUAAAUGUCUGUAGCAAACACAAGCAAUCAUUUGGUACACAAUGUGAUCAAGAAUGUAAAACUCUGUAUGAACUUAGCAAUCAUAAGGAAGAAGAUGCAAGGGAAGGACAGUAUAAAUGUAAGCAAUGUUGCAUGACCUUCAGAAGUAAUGUAGCUCUUUGCUUACAUACACGUAUACAUGGUCAUCAUGUGUCAUCAACAUUAAUGAUAACACAUAACAAUGAUAAAAAUGUAUAAAUAAUGCCAGGCUGUGGGUAAUACGUAUGUAUGUAUGGGAUUUUAAUGUACUGCUCUACUUGUGGUAAAGGACUUAGAAAUGAAUGCUUGUCUUAUGUAUGAUGUAAAUAAUAAACUUAACUCACAAUUUAUGGUUGGUCUUGACGAGAAUAUACCACACGUCCUUUCUUGAUAACAUGUUUAAUCACAUGAUCAUGACCAGCCAAUUGAUAUAUUAGAUGUUCCCAUCUUCAAAGUAAAUUUUCAAAGUUUA
Molecule: messenger RNA, 1681 nt
Organism: Xenia sp. Carnegie-2017
Lineage: Eukaryota; Metazoa; Cnidaria; Anthozoa; Malacalcyonacea; Xeniidae
Product: putative histone-lysine N-methyltransferase PRDM6
Exons: 4
Coding region: 1-1428 (475 amino acids)
Cellular component (GO): nucleus
Molecular function (GO): protein binding
Source: RefSeq, a predicted model, not a curated record